Sitodiplosis mosellana (orange wheat blossom midge) is the source of this 3345-nucleotide messenger RNA. RefSeq names its product general transcription factor 3C polypeptide 3. Gene Ontology annotation, biological process: transcription by RNA polymerase III. Lineage: Eukaryota; Metazoa; Arthropoda; Insecta; Diptera; Cecidomyiidae. Gene Ontology annotation, cellular component: transcription factor TFIIIC complex. The record is from RefSeq and is a predicted model, not a curated record. The transcript is spliced from 2 exons. Gene Ontology annotation, molecular function: protein binding. Bases 229 to 2754 code for a protein of 841 amino acids.
ACGGUAUACCAAAAACAGCGACCUCUUACAGCUCAAUGCGUACAACUGUUGAUGGCUGUAGCAAUUGAAGUUUCAUUAUAUUUUCGCAAGGUCACUUCAAAUGAAGAACUCUUGAAUUUCAGAAUAUUUUCUUUCUAAAACACUAAGAUACUAACUGAUGAAAUAAGAGCUGACGAGGAAUAGUUGACAUAUUUAGUGGAUGAGUUUGUUUACGUGAACGAAAAGAAAAUGGACAGUAAGAAUAUUUCACCCAGCCAAAGUUUAUUUAGUAAAGAGAAAACAGAUGAAGUACUUGCUGGUCCGUCUAGUUCGGAAAAAGAAGGAAAUCUUAUUAAAAAAUUGAUAAGUGGAGAACUGUCGUUUUCUGAAUAUAACAAAGAAAUGGAUGAAAACACAAACAUAUCAGACGAAGACGAAGAUGACGAUGGUAUCGAAGACUUUAUACCACAAAGAGAAAAAUCGAAAAAUAAGGCCUCAAAACACUUUGAAGCGGAACUUCAUAAAACACGAAAAGAUGCAAUGCGCGGAAAUCUCAAAGGCCGCGUUAAAAUGAGGGACGGUCGACAACGCAGACGAUGUGUUUUACCAGCUGCAUUGCAAGGUUUAAUGGGCGAAGCCAAUUUGCGAUACGCACGUGGGGAAAACGACUUGGCUGAGAAAGUUUGUUUAGAAAUCAUUCGUCAAGUUCCAUUGGCAUCGGAGCCAUUUCUAACUUUAGCACAGAUACAUGAUUCAAAUCCCGAAAAAUAUCUCCAGUUUUCGUUGAUAGCUGCACAUCUUAACCCUGCAGACUCAGAACAAUGGAUUCGUAUUGCACAGUUUUGCAUUGAACAAAAUGACAUCAAACGUGCUAUUAACUGCUUCACCAAAGCAAUAAAAUUCAAUCCCAAAGAUAUUGAACUACGUCUUAAACGUAUUGAGCUGUUGGAAUCAAUUGAUGAUGAUAAAAUGGCUUUCCGCUGCUGGUAUUCUUUAGUGUUCAUUAUACCGCUUGAACAAGGGGCAUUCCUUUUGCAGACAGCUAAAAUGGUUACUGAACGGUUCAUAAAAUCAAAACAAUAUGCUAAGGCACUGGUGGUCAUGUCAUACACUUACAGGAAAGUACCAGGACUCUUCCAGAAUGAAGACUUGAACCAGCUUUUUGAACUGUUGAUAUCAAACAAUGAAUUCAAACAAGUUGUUGACAUAUUAUGCAAACACACCGAUCUACAAGUGACUUACCAUACUAACAAUCAAUGCAAUACAAUAAUUGAUAGAGUAAAAAUACCCAAAUUAAUGAUUCUAGACUUUCGCAGUAAACUUAUCGUGAGCUUGAUUCAAUUAAAAGCGUUCCAUUUAAUGGAGUGUCUAAUCGAGAAUAUUUUUACACACAUUAAUAUUACCGAUGCUGGUGAUUGCUACCUGGAUGUCGCUGAAGCCUUGAUGAAAAUGGAACAGUUUGGUGAGGCGAUUCGACUAUUAGAACCACUACUCAAAAGUAAAAAUUAUUGUUUGGCAGCUGUUUGGUUAAGGCAUGCUGAUUGUUAUCGCGCUAUUGGUGAUUGUGAUAAGGCUAUAAUUUCCUAUUCCCAAGUAGUUGCGAUGGCACCACAACACUUUGAUGCACGGCUCACAUUAGCAGCGUUAUUGAAACAGCAGGGACGAGAUGGAGAGGCGCUACGAGCUCUUGAACAGAAUUUAGAGAGUGAAUUGAUUGAUCCUUGUGUACUGUAUGAACGUUGUUUCAUGCUUAAGGAAAUUUGUGAUUUUGAACAAUAUAUAAACGUGGCAAUGCUCCUGAUUUCACGGCACUGUAUCCGAUUGCGAAAUUCCUACGAAAUGUUCGUAGUGACGCAUACAAGCAAAUGGAGCAAUAAACUCCAGUUGAUUCGUGAGAACAGAAGAGCUCGAAAAGAGCCAAUCGAAGAUGAGGAAGGCCCGGAAUUUGUAGGCAUAUCUGAAAAUCAGCCAUCAAUUGAAGAGGAAUUUAAUCUGUUGAAGUCUGUAUUGGAAACAUUGCUCAACAUGAAAAAAGUAACUUUAAUGCAAAGAUUAACAUUUACUGCCUUAUCAUCCAAACGUUUCGGAAUACAAUACACGCGGGAGAUGUAUUUUUAUGCGCUUCUAUCAACUAUCUUUAAUCGCGACUCGAAUUUCGGCUUUGUACUUAUCAAGGAUCUGAUAGUAAAACAUUUGAAAAACCACAGAAUGUGGAACCUCUUCAAUGUUAUUAUCCAAUUUACCGACAGCAAUUGCCGUUAUAGCAGAUUUCUGAACCGUUUGAUUGAUCGUUCUGGAAAUGCAAUUGAGGAGUGGCCAAAAAUCUUGCGUGCGAACUAUUGGAUUGUUUCUGGAACAUACAAAUAUGCACUGAACGACUACAUGAGACAUUUCAAGAUAGAUCCAUCACCAUUAGUGGCUUUACUGAUCGGUAUCACUUACAUGAGUAUAGCUCAACAAAAAUAUACAACUAAAAAACACAUGCUUAUCUCACAGUCCAUUUCAUUUCUCAACGAAUAUGCAAAAUUUCGGGAACCUGAGGCUUACAAUGAAAUUCAAUAUAAUCUAGGUCGUUUACAUCAUCAAUUUGGGAUGUGUCACAUUGCUGUUCAUUACUAUAAACAAGUACUAAAGUUUACAAAUGAAUUGAUUCAAAAUCAUUCGAUGCAUUUGGAACUACGAAGAGAAGCUGCAUAUAAUUUGCAUUUAAUAUAUAAGAAAUCCGGAAACCGCGAACUAGCCCGUAAGAUGUUGAACGAUUUCAUAGUUGUUUGAAAAUGAGGGAACAAAAUGGAAGCAAACUGAAUUUUUAAUAAACUUUUUAUAUUUAAAAAAAACAACUUAUCUCCAACGGUUUAUAAAAUGUAUUUUUAUUUAUACGUUCGACUUUCAUGUUUUUCAAACUUCGAUCUUUUACAACAAAAUCAAAAUCACAGAUAUCUUUCUCGAAAUAUUUACCAUACAUAAAUUUGAAAAUACAGUACGCCCCCGAAAAUUAGAAAUAAAAUGUCCCGAGACCUUUUCUAAUUUGCGGGGUUUUCUAAUUUCUGAGGUUCUUACAAUUCCAUCAAAAAUUGCUAUGAAAAACCAGAAAAACCCCGCAAAUUAGAAGUAAACCCCGGAAAUUCGAAAUUGUCCAUACCCGAAACACAUUUCUAAUUUCUGAGGUUUUCUAAUUCUCGGGUUUCUAAUUUGCGGAGGCGCACUUUAAUAUGAACAGUCCAAUAAAAAAGUGUCUAGUUUCAAUUUAAACAGCAUAAAAUUCUGAGUAAAAUAUUGAUGUUCACACAAAAAAGCAUUUGAUAUUCAGACUUCCUGAAGUAGAAAAAACUUUCAAUAAAUGCAACAAUAUUGUUCUAUCUCCAA